GCUGCUGGCAGGGAGGAAGGCCAACGAUGGCAGAACCUGGGACCCUACCCCCUGGCUUUGAGGAGCUCGAGGUGCUGGCUGUGGGGACAGUGCUGCUGGUGGAAGCACUCUCCGGCCUCAGCCUCAAUGGCCUCACCAUCUUCUCUUUCUGCAAGACCCCGGAGCUGUGGACCCCCAGCCACCUGCUGGUGCUGAGCUUGGCUGUGGCGGACAGUGGGAUCAGCCUGAAUGCCCUCAUUGCAGCCGUAUCCAGCCUCCUCCGACGCUGGCCCUACGGCUCGGACGGCUGCCAGGCUCACGGCUUCCAGGGCUUUGCUACGGCACUGGCCAGCAUCUGCGGCAGCGCAGCCAUCGCCUGGGGACGCUACCACCACUACUGCACACGCAGCCAGCUGGCGUGGAACACGGCCGUGCUGCUGGUGCUCUUUGUGUGGCUGUCUUCGGUUUUCUGGGCAGCCCUCCCCCUCCUGGGCUGGGGCCACUAUGACUAUGAGCCACUGGGGACGUGCUGCACCCUGGACUACUCGAGAGGGGACAGAAACUUCAUCAGCUUCCUCAUCACCAUGGCCUUUUUCAACUUCCUCAUGCCCCUCUUCAUCACCCUGACAUCCUACAGCCUCAUGGAGCAGAAACUCGCCAAGAGUGGUCGUCUGCAGGUGAACACCACUCUGCCAGGCAGGACACUGCUGUUCUGCUGGGGCCCCUAUGCCGUCUUGUAUCUGUGUGCAGCCGUGGCGGACAUGAGCUCCAUCUCCCCCAAACUGCAGAUGGUGCCUGCCCUCAUCGCCAAAACUGUGCCCACAGUCAAUGCCGUCAACUACGCCCUGGGCAGCGAGGUGAUCCGCAGGGGCAUCUGGCAGUGUCUCCUGCCACAGAGGAGCGUGCGGGGCCGGGCCCAGUGAGCCUCCGUAUGGGGCUGCUCAGACCCUGGACUGUUUCUGCCAACCUGGACCAAGCCCCACGCCAGCAGGCUGCCCCAGAGAGUCCUGCUCAGCAAUUUUGGAAGCCAAGCCCCAGAUACCAUCCAGCAGCCCUGGGAGCCCCGCGGAGCCUGGCCCUAGACUGGACGCAGGAAUUCUGAAAGAUACCAGCCUGCAUGGCAGGAGCUGGGACUUUGGAGCCAGGCAGGGCUGGGUGUGUGUCAUAGCCCUCCACGUGGAAACUAAGAGACCUGGGGAAAAUCACUGGGCCACCUGACCCCUAACACGAGGACACGAAUACAAACUCACAAGGUUGUUGUGAAGCGCAAACAAGAGGACAUGUACUCACACCAAACACAGAGAAGGUGCUCCUGGGGGCCAGUGACGUGGCACAAUGGGUUAAGCCACCAUCUACAAUGUCAGCAUCCCAUAUUAGAGCGCUGGUUCAAGUCCCAGCUGCUCAGCAUCCUAUUCAGCUCCCUGCUAAUGUGCCUGGAAAAUCAGCAGAUGAUGACCCAGGUACUUAGAUUCCUGCCACCCACGCGAGACACCCAGAUGGAGUUCCUGGCUCCUGGAUUCAGCCUGGCCCAGCCCCAACUGUCACAGCCAGUUGGGGAGUGAACCAGGAGAUGGAAGAUCUCUUUGUCUGCCUCUCUUUCUGAGUCACUCUUUCAAGUUAAAUGAAUCUUUAAAAUAAUAAUUGUAAAAAAAAAGAGAGAGAGAGAAGGUGUUCAUGAAAACAGAGCUGCUAGUACAAGCUUUGGUCAUGCCCUGCAGGUGAGAGUUCCCAGGGCUCGGGACAGCUCUGUCCUUUGCCCAGGACACCACUUUGCUGCCCACUGGAGCUUGCAUGUUCCCUGCAGAACCCAAGGGCUCACACAGGGGUCCCUGUCCACCCCUGGCCCACCCAUGUAGUCAGCCCCCCAGGGACCAGGUGUGGCAGGCGCACAAGUCCUCAGCAGGACCCACUGUGCUAGAGGGAAAUGGAGAUGGCUGGAUGAGUGAUCCGGAAGGGACAGGCAGUCUCGUGAUGGAGAGAAAACACCAAGGAGGCAGGCAGGAGCUGAGGGGAGGAACAGACAAGCCCCCGGGAAGGGGCCGUCAUGCACAUGGCAUCCAGGCUCCUUGUCGGCCGGUUCCUGGCUCUCAGCUCUGCAGAUACAGAAAAUCAGGCCACAUGGGCAUCACUAAUGUGGGGCCUGCCCACAACAUUGACCUCUGCUGUCGUUUUUGGAAAACCAGGGGUGGAUGGAGGGGGAGCAGCCAGGCCAGCACCAAGGGCCAGAAAAUGCAGCCUCAAGCAAUCCCUUCCUCCCUUUGCAAGCCAGCAACUGGGUGACCCCCUUCCCACCUGCCUCUGCCAUUUAGCCCUUGUUCAUUUCUUCUAUCAGCAUUCAAUGAGCAGCUGCUGUGUGUCAGACAUGGAGCUUGGGGCAGUGCCCCAGCCAUAUGACCUUUCCCAGUGACCUCAGCAAGACACCCACUGCCUCUUGAUCUCCUCAUGACAUCUCUGAGCACAAAAUAGGUGCUGAUGAUGGCUAGGAAGUCACCAGGCGAAAUAUGAUACAACUCCGUCCAAGCCAGAGGAACCAGGCACGGACAAGAGGGUUGCCAAGAAUAUCCAGAAGUUUCCUUCAGCAGCUCUGCAAGUCCGUGGCUCAAAACUAAGCCCUUUCCCCCUCAUCCCAGAGAAAUGAAAUCCAUACUCUUGGCUGCACUGUGUCCUUGCUUUGCGUGUCUGUUUCUAAAGAAAUAUUUCCACUGACUUUCAAUGCAUAGCCUGUUUCAGCUCCAAUUCUGGAUUUUUUUUUCUUCAAAAUUUCUGUGAGUUGCCCUGAGAAGCUAAGGAAGGACCCACACAUGCGCUCUGGCAGCAGGACCAGGUCCCAGCCCUGCUGUCCCCUCUCUGUGUGGCCUUGGGAGUCAAAACCCACUCUGGCCCCCUCUCUCCAUCUCAGUCUCACUGAGCUCCAACCAGGGCAGGUUUUCAAACGCUAUCAAAGUUCUCUUUUUCAAGCAAGGCCAUGUAACAGACUACAUUUAUAUCGUCACCCCACCCCCAAAGUCAGGUGUUGAAGCCCCCAGCCCCAGUGCGGCUGCAUUUGGAGACAAGAGGGGUUUAAGGAAGGAGAACUAGAUGAGGUCCCAGGAGAACAUUGUAGGAUGGUGAUCUGGAUUCCACAGGCUGGCAUCCUUAGAGCAAGAGACACAGAACUCUCCUGCUCGCUCCAUGUCCCCGUGCCCCUCGCGUGCAGCAGGGAAAGGCAGCCGUGUGCGCUCCACAGGGAGAGCCCUCACCAGACACUACCCCAUCAGCACCUCCAUCUCUGACUUCCAGCCUCCUGUGCUAUGAAAGAAUGGGUUUCCGCUGUUUGUCACCCAGUCUAGGGUAUUUCAUGACAGCACUUGUUCUAGCAAGCUACACAGUGCUCGAAGCUCAGUGUUUAAAACCAUGACGCUCAGCUUGGGGUUGUGUGAAACCCAACUCAGAUGGCGUGAAAUCCUAAGAUCUCCUCCCACUCAAAGGUCCGUUGAUCCCUGACUUUAUCUAACUGCUUUUAGCAAAAAAAUGUAAGUGCAGUAACAUGGUAUUCCCCACCCCUUCUAAUCUUCUUGCUGAGAAAAAUUGCUCUGCCCAUUGCCAAAACCAACUUGACAUAAAGUCACAAAUAAAGUUGCAAGGUUGUCACUGAUGUUAAGACCUGGCCUCUCCCCAAGACCUCCACUGGGACAAUUUCCCUAGGGAGGGGGAGAGGCUGUGUGCCUGAUUGUUAGCAAAUAUAUAAAUUAGAUAUAACCUAAAUUAAGUAUGUUUUUUUUUUUUUUUUGGACAGGCAGAGUGGACAGUGAGAGAGAGAGACAGAGAGAAAGGUCUUCCUUUGCCGUUGGUUCACUCUCCAAUGGCCGCCGCGGCCGGCACGCUGCAGCCGGCGCACCGCGCUGAUCCGAUGGCAGGAGCCAGGUGCUUCUCCUGGUCUCCCAUGGGGUGCAGGGCCCAAGCACUCGGGCCAUCCUCCACUGCACUCCCUGGCCACAGCAGAGAGCUGGCCUGGAAGAGGGGCAACCGGGACAGAAUCCGGCGCCCCGACCGGGACUAGAACCCGGUGUGCCGGCGCCGCAAGGCGGAGGAUUAGCCUAGUGAGCCACGGCGCCGGCCUAAAUUAAGUAUGUUUUCCCUCUUAAAGGUAAAGGAGAUCUCUAUGGAUUUUUCCACAUAAAGCCAACAACAAGGAAGUUACCCUGAACUAUUUGCAUCUUUCUCCUUGCCACAAAAUUGAUAAAUCUCUGCUGGUUCCUUUGUCAAAGGCAGUCCCAGUUCAUUUGGUUCAAAUACAAACUCACUCUCCUUCCCACCACAACGGCCUCCCUUCCUGCGUCCCCUAAGCAAAUAUCAUUCAUCGGUCCUGUCACAGAAGCUAAAGCUAAACCAAGAGAAAAUGAAACAAAAGGCAAAGAUCUGACAGGUGAAAGUGGGGCAGGGUCUAGCUUCUUCCACAAGGUGGCAGUGGUAGCAGUGCUAUCAUUUAUCAAUGAUAAAUCCCUCCCUGGCCAGCCUGCCUGCCUGCCUGCCUGCCUUCCUUCCUUCCUUCCUUCCUUCCUUCCUUCCUUCCUUCCUUCCUUCCUUCCUUCCUUUCUUUCUCUUUCUUUUUUUCUUUUUCUUUUUCCCUUAAGAUUCAUUUAUUUGAAAGUCAGAGUUACACAAAGAGAGGAGAGGCAGAGAGAGAGGAGAGAGAGAGAAAGAGAGAGAGAGAGAGAGAGAGAGAGAGAGGUCUUCCAUCCGAUGGUUCACUCCCCAUUUGGCCACAACAGCCGGAGCUGUGCCAAUCUGAAGCCAGGAGCCAGGAGCUUCUUCUGGGUCUCCCACGUGGUGCUGGGCCCAAGGACUUGGGCCAUCUUCUACUGCUUUCCCAGGCCACAGCAGAGAGCUAGAUUGGAAGUGGAACAGCCGGGUCUCAAAUGACCAUAUGUGCCCAUGUGGGAUGCUGGCGCUUCAGGCCAGGGCAUUAACCCACUGCGCCACAGCGCCGGCCCCCGCAGGUGCCUUUCUGAAGCACCUGGAAGCUCCUGGCCAGGCUGCUGGGCAGGUUACUGAUUCCCGCAGGACCUCCAACAAGCUAGCUUCUGCCCCUUCUUGGUUCAGAAGCCAGGUGUCCAGCUGUUUCUACCGUGAAUGAUCAUCCCUCCUCCAUAAAAGAAACUGUAUCUCAUGCCUGUUGGCCAGAGAGGUCCCAGAUGGCCCCAGAGAGUCCCCUUUUCUCUGCCUACGAAACAGUCACUACUGGAAUUUGGCCAGGAGGCCUGGGUCUGUUCUAUGCCUUAGUCUGACUAGAAGGAGGUGGGGGCAUUCCUGGAUUUCUCUGGGUUUUGUUUUCUUAAGAUUUAUUUAUUUGAAAGGCAGAGUUACACACAGAUAGAACUUCCAUCCACUUGUUCACUCCCCAAAUGGCUGUAAACAGCCAGAGCUGGGCAAAGCUGAAGCCAGGAACCCCGAACUUCAUCUGGGUCUCCCACAUGGGUGGCAGGGGCUCAAGCACUUGGGUCAUCUUCUGCUUUCCAGACCCAUUAGCAGGGAGCGAAUUGGAAUUGGAGCAACCAGGACUCAAACCAGCGUCCAUAUGGGGUGCAGGUGUUGCAGGCAGUGGCUUAAUCCACCGUGCCACAAUGUCGGCCCCAUCUCUGGGUUUUCUUGGGCUAAAAUUACAGGUGGGAGCUGGCUGUAAAUGUGGGAGCAGAACAGGAAGGCCCUUGAGCCCAGGGCCCCAGAGAAGCAGCCUGGACUUGGGGCAGAUGCAUGAUGGACAGCCGCUGGUGAUGGACAGUAGUGUUGCUAAGGCAACGAGUUCCGGAAAAGCCCUGGGCGAAGGCCAAGACAUAAUCCCUGGGCCUUCCCUCUCUGUGCUGUGCCCCCUCAUAAGCUGUCUCCUGGCCCCAGCACCACACACCUGUCCUUCCCUCCUGCUGCUCUGACAAGGGCUCCACUGUGUCCCAGCCCUGCACCCUCAGCCCAGCUGUCCCACCCCUGCAGCUGUCUCUUUCCCUCGUCCAGGUGAGAGGCCACUUAGCAGCUUGGUGAGCACUUAGCAUUGGGUGUUGGCAGGACCCGGGCAAGAAUCCAGCAUUUGUCACUUGCUCGAUGUGGCUAAGCUUCUCUGCUUGACCAGACUGUGGUCAGGCUCCUGAAACACCCCCAGUUCUGGCAAGGAGCCUCGCUAAGGCAGUCCAGCCAGAUACCCCAUCUCCUUAACUGAAGGGUCCUCAGCUCCAUCCCAGGUGGUGACUGGUCACCCUGGCGUUUCUCCAGCAGGAUUCCUGCCAGGUAGGUUCAGCCUCCUUCCAGUGACUUUUAUUUUAUUUUAUUUUUAAGAUUAUUUAUUUAUUUAUUUAUUUAAUUUAUUUAGGUAGAGUUACAGACAGUGAGAGAGAGACAGAGAGAAAGGUCUUUCUUCCGCUGGUUCCCUCCCCAAAUGGCCACAAUGGCUGGAGCUGCGCCGAUCCAAAGCCAGGAGCCAGGAGCUUCCUCCAGGUCUCCCACAUGGGUGCAGGGGCCCAAGCACUUGGGCCAUCCUCCACUGCCCUCCCAGGCCACAGCAGAGAGCUGGACUGGAAGAGGAGCAACCGGGACUUGAACUGGCGCCCACAUGGGUUGCCAGCUCAGUGACU
Messenger RNA from Oryctolagus cuniculus (rabbit), 6581 nucleotides. It is a transcript of the gene RGR, whose product is annotated as retinal G protein coupled receptor. Gene Ontology annotation, molecular function: G protein-coupled receptor activity. The record is from RefSeq and is a predicted model, not a curated record. Gene Ontology annotation, biological process: visual perception; G protein-coupled receptor signaling pathway; phototransduction. Lineage: Eukaryota; Metazoa; Chordata; Mammalia; Lagomorpha; Leporidae. Gene Ontology annotation, cellular component: membrane.